Gymnodraco acuticeps is the source of this 3294-nucleotide messenger RNA. RefSeq names its product 6-phosphofructo-2-kinase/fructose-2,6-biphosphatase 4b (gene pfkfb4b). The transcript has 13 exons. The record is from RefSeq and is a predicted model, not a curated record. Gene Ontology annotation, biological process: fructose metabolic process; fructose 2,6-bisphosphate metabolic process. Bases 741 to 2057 code for a protein of 438 amino acids. Gene Ontology annotation, cellular component: cytosol. Lineage: Eukaryota; Metazoa; Chordata; Actinopteri; Perciformes; Bathydraconidae. Gene Ontology annotation, molecular function: fructose-2,6-bisphosphate 2-phosphatase activity; ATP binding; 6-phosphofructo-2-kinase activity.
CGAGCCGCACAGGGAUGGGACUGGGAGCUGAUUUGGGCUCCUGCUGAUCACAUCCUUAUUUUUAGUUUAUUUUGUUCUUAAUAUAUAUAUUUUUAAUUAUUGUAUCCUUGGUCAGUCAGGCUUUGAUUUUAAAGCUACUCCGAUAUGUGAUAUUUACGUUUGUUUAAAACCAUGCGCAGUCAAAUAAGUGCUGAAUAUUUCUGCCCUUUUCAUUUUUUUUGGUAAGUGUUGCAUAAUCUUAUGCCCCCUUAUAAUACGAGCAUGGAGGAGGUACAUUUGAAUUGCAAUCUCGGUGAAUUAGAUUUGGUCAUAUGACACAUUUGACCCAAAUACAUGCAUUUGCCCUCAAGACCAGCCUUCCUGUCUGAUGUGUGUUGACCUGAGAGAGUGGAGGAGAGAGGGAGCAUUACAUUACAUUACAUGUCACUUGUUAGACGCUUUUAUCCAAAGCGACUUACAUACUCAAUACUGUGGGCAAUCCCCACAGGGGCAAUUUGGGGUGAAGUGUCUUGCCCAGGGACACAACGACAUGCUGACUGCAGUGGGGUUUGAACCUGUGACCCCUUGAUCCGAACACCAACGUUCAACCCACUGCACCACACGCCUCCAGCUGGGCUUCAGAUCUCAGUCUGCAGGUCGGUCUGCUUUUCGCUGAGUCAAGCUCUGCUAUCACAAGCAGUCUAGUCUUGGAUCUGGCUCUACACACUCUGUGCUUCAACUUCAUCUCUUAUUAUUUGUGCAUGACAAACUGCCCGACCCUCAUCGUGACGGUUGGACUUCCAGCGCGAGGGAAGACCUACAUCUCAAAGAAGCUCACACGCUACUUGAACUGGAUAGGUGUGCCAACUAAAGAGUUCAACGUUGGCCAGUACCGGAGGGAGUGUCUGAAGAUCUACAAGUCCUUUGAGUUCUUCCGGCCAGAUAACGAGGAGGGGUUGAAAAUCAGACGUCAGUGUGCGUUAGCUGCACUCAACGAUGUCCGGCAGUACCUGAGUGUGGAAGGAGGACAGGUGGCGGUGUUUGAUGCCACGAAUACAACAAGAGAACGAAGAGGGACCAUCGUCAAGUUUGCUGAGCAGAAUGGCUUUAAGGUGUUCUUUGUGGAGUCUGUGUGUGAAGACCCAGAUGUCAUUGCACAAAAUAUAGUGCAAGUUAAGUUGGACAGCCCAGAUUACAUACACUGCAACACAGAGGAGGCCAUCGAGGACUUCAUGAAGAGGAUCAAGUGCUACGAGUCGUCCUACCAGCCUCUGGACGAGGUUCUGGACAGGGAUCUCUCCUACAUAAAGAUCAUCGACGUGGGCUGUCGUUUCCUGGUGAACCGCGUCCUUGACCACGUCCAAAGCAGGAUCGUCUACUACCUGAUGAACAUCCACAUCACGCCACGCUCCAUCUACCUGUGCCGCCACGGGGAGAGCGACCUGAACAUCAAGGGCCGGAUCGGAGGAGACUCUGCUCUGUCUGCCAGAGGAAAAGAGUAUGCCAAAUGUCUGAGGAAGUUCAUCCAGGAACAGAACAUCACAGAUCUGAAAGUGUGGACGAGCCAGAUGAAGAGGACCAUCCAGACGGCGGAGAGCCUGGGAGUGCCGUACGAACAGUGGAAGUCUCUCAACGAAAUAGAUGCUGGUGUGUGUGAGGAAAUGAUGUACGAGGAGAUCCAGGAGCAUUUCCCUCUGGAGUUUGCUCUGAGAGACCAAGACAAGUACCGCUACCGCUAUCCCAAAGGAGAGUCUUAUGAAGACCUGGUGCAGCGCCUGGAGCCUGUGAUCAUGGAGCUGGAGAGGCAGGAGAACGUUCUGGUGGUUUGUCACCAGGCCGUCAUGCGGUGUCUUCUUGCAUAUUUCCUGGACAAGACUGCAGAUGAGUUGCCUUAUCUCAAGUGCCCUUUGCACACGGUGUUGAAGUUGACCCCCAUGGCCUACGGAUGUAAAGUGGAGUCUGUGUAUUUAGGCGUGGACUCGGUGAACACACACAGAGACAGACCCGAGGUAGGUAUCACAGGCAGCUCUCAGAAAUGUCUCUCAGCAGAAGACCACUUGAGUCCCCUUCAGGUGUGACUGGCUUCACUGCGUUUUCCACUCGGCUCCUCGGGGACGCAAAAGGGAGAAUGUCACGCAGUAAACACGUCACCUUUAAACGCUGUGUGUGACUUUCAUCAUUACUGGAGAAGCACAUUGUAUGUCUUACAUCAUUUUAAGUCUGCAUCUCCCACCUGAAGCAGUCAGUGCGGACCCUCCUCUCUCUGAGAACACACAUCUUUCACACAUGGCAGAGGACCCAUGUCCCGAUGCACCGGUGUUUCCUGACAGAACGACAACUGUGACACAGAAUGACCAUUGACGCUCCUAUCUCCAUCCUGCCAGCAGUGACCUUUUCUCAUCGCAUGUCUUUUUCUGUAUUGGCCCUAAUAGGUCAACACACUGCUACUUAAGAAAAUGCAUGAAAGAAGAGAAAACGCUGCAAAGUACAACCAAAUACAGAAACUGUCAAUCACACAGAUGUCAAACUGUUAUAUUCACUUAAUAGAAAGACUCUUUAGAAUUGAAUAUACAAACAAAGUAAUCAGUAGUCCAACAGCAGACAUCUGAAAUAAUCAUUAAACCAUAUAAUCAGAAUGUAAAAUCAAAACUUUAAUUUUCCAACAACACUGACUCCACAGCUAGCUGUUCUUCUGUUGUGUCCUGACAUGCAACAUGUUUGGUUUUGGUUUUGGCUUUUUUCUAUUAAAUGCUGCAAAUGUGGUGUCAAGACUGGUGAAGAUUUUCCUCCAUGUCUUCAUUCCUUCUCUAGCUGCAGUGUGUUGAGUUCUCGGGGCCUACGUUUUACAUCUCAGUACAUAACUGGAAUCCAGUUUCAGGAGGAAUCCCUCGGCUGUGUGUAUUUGUACAUCUAUAUUUGUGAGGACCAGUUUGACUCCGACCUCUGGAGCGACGACAUAUUUUAGACUUUUGGUGGUGUUUAAAGUGCUGACUAAGGGUUGGGGCUAGGGAAUUAGCUGCCUCAUAAGUAUAGAGGUACAGGUAGGUGUGUGUGUGUAAUGAAUAGUGAAUGAAGGAGAGAACACAAGAACAUUACAUACAUAUAAUUUCACCCUGUUUUUGUGUAUGUUUGCCAGUUUGCAUUAAAGCCUGUUUUUUGUACACUUUAACAUUUACCCUUUACAUAAUUUUCUUCUGCACAUGAAUUAUUUUCUUACUUUGUCUCUGUUUACUGCCUAAAUGUGAAGGGUUCAUCUGCAAUGCCCACCAAAAUGAAAUGCUAACCUUAAAUAAAGAUAAUUGACGAUAAAAUCAA